Fibroporia radiculosa is the source of this 2010-nucleotide messenger RNA. RefSeq lists its product as uncharacterized. The coding region runs from base 1 to 2010 and encodes 669 amino acids. Gene Ontology annotation, cellular component: nucleolus. Lineage: Eukaryota; Fungi; Basidiomycota; Agaricomycetes; Polyporales; Fibroporiaceae. The record is from RefSeq and is a predicted model, not a curated record. The transcript has 8 exons. Gene Ontology annotation, molecular function: GTPase activity; GTP binding; RNA binding. Gene Ontology annotation, biological process: ribosomal large subunit biogenesis.
AUGUCGACGAGCGGCCUGAAGGCGAUCGCGCCGGUGCCUACGGCUGCGGACUUCCUGGAUAUUGUUCUGUCGAAGACCCAGCGGAAAACACCAACAGUCAUACAUAAAAACUUCAAGAUCAGCCGCAUACGGAAUUUCUACAUGCGCAAAGUCAAGUUCACGCAGGACUCAUUUGAAGAAAAGUUAAGCGCCAUCUUAGAGGACUUCCCCAUGCUCGAUGAUUUGCACCCGUUCCUCUCAUCCCUCAUGAAUGUUUUGUAUGACAAGAACCAUUACAAGCUCGCCCUGGGUCAGCUCCGCACCGCGCGGCAUCUCAUCGACCAGGUGGCGAAGGACUACGUCCGGUUGCUCAAAUUUGGGGACAGUCUGUACCGGUGUAAACAGCUGAAACGGGCCGCUCUGGGUCGAAUGGCGACGAUCAUGCGGCGGCAGAAAGAUCCACUUGCAUAUCUUGAGCAAGUGCGACAACAUAUUUCGCGUCUCCCUGCGAUCGAUCCGACGGCGCGAACGCUAUUGAUCUGCGGUUACCCUAACGUGGGCAAGUCAUCUUUCAUUAACAAGGUAACGCGCGCGGACGUAGACGUGCAGCCGUAUGCAUUCACGACGAAGUCGCUCUUUGUCGGGCAUCUCGACUAUCGCUACAUGCGCUGGCAAGUUAUCGAUACUCCGGGGAUCUUGGAUCACCCUUUGGAAGAUAUGAACACCAUCGAGAUGCAGAGUAUCACGGCGCUCGCUCAUUUGAAGAGCUGCGUGCUGUAUUUCAUGGAUUUAAGCGAGCAGUGCGGAUACUCGAUUGAAGCACAGUGCAAACUCUUCCACUCGAUCAAGCCUUUAUUUGCGAACAAACCCACCAUGCUCGUCAUCAACAAGAUUGAUGUCACCCGCUUGGACGAUUUGUCUCCCGAAAAUCGCGCGUUAGUUGAGGAGGUCAUCAAUGGGGAAGGUGUGAUGCAUGUGCAAGUAUCGUGCUACACCGACGAGGGUGUCAUGGAGCUCAAGAACAAGGCAUGCGACGCUCUGUUAGAGCACCGGGUUGAUCAAAAACUCAAAGGAAACAAGAUUAAUUCCAUCCUCAACCGUCUACACGUCGCGCAACCGAAGGCUAGGGAUGAUAUUAUACGAGAACCAUUCAUUCCAGAUGCGGUGAAAGAACGCAAGAAGUAUGAUAAGGUCGAUCCUGACAGGAAAAGACUGGAGCGGGAUAUAGAAGCUGAAGAGGGUGGUGCGGGGGUGUACAACAUAAAUAUGAAAAAGAACUACUUGCUCGCCAACCCCGAGUGGAAGUCGGACAUUAUACCGGAGAUUAUGGAUGGCAAGAACGUUGCGGACUUCAUCGACCCAGAUAUCCUUGAGAAGCUCGAGGCGCUCGAGAGGGAAGAAGAGAAGUUGGAAGCCGAAGGAUUCUACGAGAGUGAGGAGGAUAUGGUCGACUCCGAUGACGAGCGUGAAGCUACUGAAGCCAAGAUUGCUUGGUUGAAAAAAUUGACUUCGCAGGGCACCAAGAAGGCAAUGAAGAACCACGCUAGGAUGCCUCGGACAGCAGGCCUCCGCACGCUGAGCGAACUGUCAGCGGGACUUAGGAAAGCUGGUCAUAACCCAAGUAGUAUUGAAGAGCGAGCAGUCACACUGGCGAAGAUUGCUGGUGCCAAGCGGAAACGACAGCGUGAGGAUGAGGAUGCUGAAAUGGAUGUGGAUGGGGAAGCAGAGGCAGAUGGCGACGAGGCCGAUUGGAUGGAUGUGGAUGGAGAAGAGCCUGCAUCACGCAAACGAGCAAAAGCCAACUCAGGAGUCGUUGUCGCAAAGGGGAGCAGGGAGCCCAGGUCGGACCGGCGGCUGGCUGGUAUGCGAGACGAGUUGCAAGCGUCGAAGGCUAUCAGGUUACGCGACCUCGGACACAGAGAGCGCAACAGGCUCGCGAAGGCUGGAGAGAGCGAUCGCGCGAUCAAAACAAAAAUGCCCAAGCACUUGUUUGCUGGGAAGCGGAAGAUGGGCAAGACGAACCGUCGUUGA